ACGUCACGGUGGGGGAGAGGGGAGGGGACUGGGGAAGGGAGGGGAGGGGAAGAGGGGAGUGGAAUUGGAACUUGGAAGUAUCCGAUCUAGGGUUUCAUUCACAAGGCGAAUCCUCGAGAUCCUGGCCCCCCCAUUUGGGUCCUUCACUCCUUUCGUCCUAGGAAGCAAAGUGCUAUAGUAGACCUCGUCGAGAAUUACAUUGGGAUCUACGACAUCGUAUGUACUGCUCGUUCGUUAGCAGAGAUCGGAGGCCUUAAAAUUGGGCCCUAAUCCACUGCUAUAUUUAUUGCUGAAAUCUUGAAAUUUGAAGUUUUACAAGGACUUCUUUUCCUUCCAAGCUUGUAUUCGAUCACACUAUACCUGUAAUUCUGACUUGCCACUGAGCUUGAAUUGAUACAAUGAGAGCACAUGAACGAGUUGUAAACUUUUCUCUUUUAGGCUUGACUUUAGCACCACUUUUUGUGAAGGUAAAUCCCAAUGUCAAUGUAAUUUUGACAGCAUGUCUAACUGUUUAUGUGGGUUGCUAUCGGUCAGUCAAGCCAACACCACCUUCAGAGACGAUGUCAAAUGAAUAUGCCAUGCGAUUUCCUUUUGUUGGAAGUGCAAUGCUGUUGUCACUGUUUCUUCUUUUCAAGUUCUUCUCCAAAGAUCUAGUUAAUGCAGUACUGACAUGUUACUUCUUUGUUCUUGGGAUCUUGGCUCUUUCGGCAACAUUAUUACCAGCAAUCAAACAUUUUCUCCCAAAACAUUGGAAUGAUAACCUCAUCAUUUGGCGUGCUCCAUAUUUCCAUUCUGCUUCUCUGGAAUUCACCAGAUCUCAGGUUGUCGCAUCAAUACCUGGAACUUUCUUCUGUGUCUGGUAUGCUCUAAAAAAACAUUGGCUCGCAAACAAUAUCUUGGGAAUUGCAUUCUGCAUUCAGGGGAUUGAGAUGUUAUCGUUGGGAUCAUUUAAAACUGGUGCCAUUCUUUUGGUUGGACUAUUUUUUUAUGAUAUCUUUUGGGUGUUCUUGACACCAGUGAUGGUUAGUGUUGCAAAAUCUUUUGAUGCUCCCAUCAAGCUUAUAUUUCCAACUUCUGAUGCUGCGAGACCAUUUUCCAUGCUGGGCCUUGGUGAUAUUGUUAUUCCUGGGAUUUUCGUUGCCUUGGCAUUGCGCUUUGAUGUUUCCAGAGGAAAGCAAAUACGAUACUUUAAUAGUGCCUUUUUAGGAUAUACUAUUGGUUUGGUCCUUACCAUCAUAGUCAUGAACUGGUUCCAAGCUGCACAGCCUGCUUUGCUGUAUAUAGUACCGGGUGUUAUUGGAUUUUUAGCAGCUCAUUGCCUAUGGAAUGGGGAAGUAAAAUCGUUGCUGGAGUACAAUGAAUCGCAAUCAUCGACCGAGAAGAGCAGUAGCAGUUCAGCAGAAGAUGAAGUUACUAAUGCUGACAAGAAAGUGGAUUAGUUGUUGAUUUUGUUGCCAUCUUAACAAUUCAGAGAUUUUGUUGCAAAUGAAGUUCAACUAUUUAUUUUUUAAUGUAUAUUUUUUUCAAAA
Molecule: messenger RNA, 1529 nt
Organism: Zingiber officinale
Lineage: Eukaryota; Viridiplantae; Streptophyta; Magnoliopsida; Zingiberales; Zingiberaceae
Product: signal peptide peptidase 2-like
Exons: 13
Coding region: 399-1439 (346 amino acids)
Biological process (GO): membrane protein proteolysis
Cellular component (GO): membrane; lumenal side of endoplasmic reticulum membrane; cytoplasmic side of endoplasmic reticulum membrane
Molecular function (GO): aspartic endopeptidase activity, intramembrane cleaving
Source: RefSeq, a predicted model, not a curated record